AAAUGGAAAAGCUGACCUUAAGGCCAGGCUUCCUGGUGUGCACGGAUACGCGCAGAUACGCGUCAAGCGCAAUCCAAGCACGAAGCCACCGACUGCUAAUCGGCCGAAAUCCUGGAAACCAUGUAGUGCUGGCGGACGCUGCAGCAGAACCUCUGCACUGCAAGAUUUAUCGUAAAGGCAAAACGAUCAUGAUCCGCAACUAUUCGAAUGCCAAUCCCAUCCGUUUGAAUGGUUUCAAAAUGUACGGCGAAAAACCGCUCGCCGACUUUGACCUUAUCCACGUGUCGGUAUACCAGUUUACCUGGCAUUACUUUGUUCCUCCCUUGCAAAGGGUACGGUGGAUUCCAGCCGACGAUGAUGGCGAUCUUCCGCUGGAUCGCAUUAAAGCAUAUUUGACGUGUGAUGCGCAUGGCAUUGUUACGAUUGCAUAUUUCAGCAGUGGCCAAUUACCACCACCGUUCACGCUCGGCUAUGAGGAUUUGAUGAUGGACGAGGAGGCACUCGUUCGUCUGAUGACUGCCAAAAACCUCCGGCUCGAGGAAGAGCAGGAGAAGGAGCGGUACAGCUUGCUAAAGUACGCAGGAGAGCCCAACCGCCGCUUGUUGGCCAUUACUGGUCCCGCACACGAACGGAAACCCGAGGAUGUCAAAGAAGCAGACUCGGUGCCGACCAAUCGCGCGGAGUGCAAGCAGAAGUCGCUAGAAAAGGCGUCACUCGUCGAGAGCGUCGGGGAGUGCAACAAGGCGGAACCUGCUGAAGAAGCGGAUGGCCUACAGGUGGACGAGGAAGACCAGGCCAGAGAAAGAGAGGCAAUGUUUGACCACAUUGAUGUUCCCUGCGAAUUCGGGGACGUUUCAGAUGGUAUUGAAUUUUUAGAAGCUACCUACGAACUUGACGUCGACUACGCUGGCAGCGACGUGGAAAUGGAAGCAGAAAAGAAGGAGGAGAAGGAGGAUGACAGCCAUGGUUUUAACUGGGAAGACUAUGAGAUGGUUUAUUUAGAGCACGGUGGGAACCAUUACGAGCCGCCGAAGCCCAUCCAACCUAAGGAACUGUCCGAAGUCGAUUAUUCUGACGAGGAGCAACAGUGCGUCUUGCAGCAGGCAUACGACGCACUACCUCCGCCACCGAGCGCACAGCAAGCGACAGAUUACGUUCGCCUGCUGCUGUCAGCGUUAGAUCAGGAUUGCGCAAAUCAGGAGAAGUUAGAGCAGGACGAGAAGCAGGGACCCGAUAUCGAGCAGGUCUAUCUUUCAGAGACGGAUACAUGCACUCUUCCACCAAUGCUCGACUGGGAUCCACUCAAAUAGUAAGAGGAAUCCGCCAUGUAGAUUGUUGUUACUGAUGGGACAGGCCACGACUAGCCAAGGAGUAAGAUGUAUCGCGUAAUACGACAGUUAAUUUAUCAUACAGCUUCAUCCAUGUUAUCUUAGUAUCUAGAACCAUGUUCCCACUCUGUUUAGACUGUUUGUAAAUUGUUACAUCGUUAGAGAUUUUCCUGUAAUAAGCUCCGAAGAAUUUAAUCUCGUAUUAAAACAGGCGCCCUGCUUAGCUUCA
Anopheles gambiae (African malaria mosquito) is the source of this 1557-nucleotide messenger RNA. RefSeq lists its product as uncharacterized. The transcript is spliced from 2 exons. Gene Ontology annotation, molecular function: protein binding. The record is from RefSeq and is a predicted model, not a curated record. The coding region runs from base 3 to 1310 and encodes 435 amino acids. NCBI's taxonomy places the organism in Eukaryota, Metazoa, Arthropoda, Insecta, Diptera, Culicidae.